Molecule: messenger RNA, 2761 nt
Organism: Puntigrus tetrazona (Sumatra barb)
Lineage: Eukaryota; Metazoa; Chordata; Actinopteri; Cypriniformes; Cyprinidae
Gene: gpm6ba
Product: glycoprotein M6Ba
Exons: 7
Coding region: 250-1119 (289 amino acids)
Biological process (GO): central nervous system myelination; axon development
Cellular component (GO): plasma membrane; myelin sheath
Molecular function (GO): structural constituent of myelin sheath
Source: RefSeq, a predicted model, not a curated record
UGUGACUGUUUACAGCUGGGACUAUCUGUUUAUGUCAAGCUGACUGGCAGCGGAGUGGCUGUUUCUCCUCGCCUCUCGCGGAUUCUCUCUCCUCUCCGGCCGAGCUCGCAUCGUCUAUGAAUCAAUCACCUGUGCGAAACCCGUUUUGACUAAACAUUCACAUAUUUGAGGCGGACUGUAGAAUACACUCCCGUGUUGGAGCGAGAGAGACCAGGCAAAGGGAAGUCUAUCCAACAUACUCGUUUCCAAAUGGACGGGAUGAAACCAGAAACAACGGCUGAGGAGAAUCAGGACGAAAGGGAAGAAAGCAAAGGCUGCUUCGAGUGUUGCAUCAAGUGUCUGGGCGGCGUCCCUUACGCCUCUUUGGUGGCCACCAUCUUGUGCUUUUCGGGUGUUGCUCUGUUCUGCGGCUGUGGGCAUGUGGCACUUACAGGCACUGUGACCAUGGUGGAAAACCACUUCUCUCGCGUCACCUCCGACCAUGCUACCCUCACUGAUGUGGUUCAGAUUUUGCAGUACAUCAUCUACGGAAUCGCCUGUUUCUUCUUCCUGUAUGGCAUCAUCCUGUUGGCUGAAGGCUUCUACACCACCAGUGCUGUCAAAGAGAUGCACAGCGAGUUCAAGACCACUGUGUGCGGACGCUGCAUCAGUGCCAUGUUUGUGUUCCUCACCUACAUUCUGGGCUUGGGAUGGCUGGGCAUCUUUGGCUUCUCUGCGGUGCCCGUUUUCCUGUUUUAUAACAUGUGGACCACAUGUGGAGCCAUGAAGUCCCCUAUUGCCAAUCUCACAUCUGUGGACAACAUCUGUGUCGAUGUGCGGCAGUAUGGAAUCAUCCCAUGGAACGCUACUCCUGGUAAAGCCUGUGGCUCCACGCUAAGCGACAUCUGCAAUACCAGUGAGUUCUAUCUGUCCUACCAUCUUUAUAUCGUUGCCUGUGCUGGAGCUGGAGCCACUGUGAUCGCACUGAUCCACUACCUGAUGAUCCUGGCAGCAAACUGGGCUUAUCUCAAGGGACUGUGUCAGCAGACUCAUGCCUACCAGGACAUCAAAACCAGAGAUGAUCAAGAGCUGCAGGACGUGCAGUCACGCUCCAAGGAGGGUCUGAACUCCUACUCAUAAACAGUUCUCCCAACCUCUAUCUAACCUGCUCUAGACCACACCAAAACACACACACACACACACACACACACACACACCUACCACCCUCACGCGAAACACUGUACGCAAACUAACACUGCUAAGCGCUGCGCUAUCCUGACUAUACAUCAUAAGAGCGGUAUAAGUCGGUUAUAAUCAUGAUGAAACGUGUCAGGCAGGUUUUGAACAUCUGUAUCAAAUGCUGAGCGGAAUCAUGCAGUUAAUGGCGAUGUGGUGUGUUUCGCUCAUCUCCUUCAUGGUGCAAAAGAACACCGGUAGAAAAGCGUAUGUAUUCUAGUAUCGUACUGUCAUUUUGCAAGUAUUUUGAGAGUCAUGGUUAUAACUGGGUUAUGUUUGGUUUUAUGAUGCAUCGUCUCGGUGAAGCGCUGCUUACUCUGCACUAACUCCUCACAGACAUUUUGCAGGAACUUCCUUUUUUGGUGUUUUAUACAUAUAUAAAUAUAUAUAAAUAUAUAUAUAUAUAAACGUAUGAAAAGUGAACGAAUGUUGUUGUUUUUUUUUAAUUCUGGGUGCAUUGAAGAUGUCUGUUUAUUUAGGAUCUUUCUCUGGGGUCUUUAUGGCUAUCUUAGAUUUCUGAAUUCUCCUUUUCCCAGCUCUUCUUACUUUAUUUUUCGGAGGGUGUGGGGGACGAUACCGGUUCUUGACAAAUUGCACUAAUCUUGAAAUAAAAAGCAGGUAUAUUAACACAAACUAGCGCGCACACGCACACACACACACACACACGCACACAAAAACAAAUUCUCUUAAAAGGACGUUUCCUUAAAGCUGUCAAUCUUGAGUAUCGUUAUCAAGCAUUCAACCUUUAAAAUGAUAAUGAACUAAUGCUAAAUUACGUACCAAUAACGGAAACGGUCCUCAUCAGCUAUACAGGUUGAAUACUUUCCUUCAGUUUUAUUAAUAAAUCUUGGUAUUUUUCAGUCUUCUAGAAUUUGUUCUUAUGGCAAGAUUGUUGUUUACCAUGAGUUUAAUGACAUGAUUGUGACUCCUCAGUGUGAGUUAUUGCUAUGUGGACGUGAAACUCUGAAAAUGGUUUGAAUUUACAGUCAAAUAAUGCAGCCUUGUUUUUGCAGUGUAUCUUUUUCCUAAUUGGUCUCUCUCUCUCUCUCUCUCUCUCUCUUUCUAUUACUACUUUUACAAUAUGACUCUCUUUUUAUUGAUCUGUAUUUUAACUCAAAUUAUUCUUCUCUGUAAUGUCUCUGUAAAUAUAAGCAUGUUAGUAUCGUCCACAUAUACAAUUGUUUAAUACCAAUUAUAUGCCGUUUCUUGCUGUACGUUCAAUUCUGUUAAAGGGAGCUUAAAGGGAUGAUGAUCUAUUUACCCUGUUUUUGAAAAAGAAGAUGUGUGCCUGGAUGUUCUAUUGUUCCCUGAUUAUUGCAUGAAGGAGAGAUGUUUCAUUUCGUUUUAAAGUACUAUAAGUGAUGUGUAGUACAUUGUUCUGAUGAACUACAACUGAGUGUCCCACCAGAAACAAACCACUGUAUGUUAUUGGAAAUUGUAGUCUUAGAUGUUUCAUAGUCGAUUUUAUUUGAAGUCAAAUGUUUUAUGAAUCCUGUAUAGUGAUUUUUUGUAACCUUCUCUAGUAAAAUAUUUUCUAUGAUCUAUA